AUGGCUCUCGUACACACUCUCAUUCUGCUCUCAUGCGCUGGGAAAGUUUGGUCCCAAUCCGGCCCAACUGAGUCUCGAGUCUAUCUGGACAACAUCACACGGAUUCUGGACAGAUUACUGGAUGGAUAUGACAACAGACUGCGACCCGGAUUCGGAGGCCCUGUAACAGAAGUCAAAACGGACAUCUUCGUUACCAGCUUCGGUCCCGUGUCUGACGUGGAAAUGGAGUACACCAUGGACGUGUUUUUCCGCCAGACGUGGAUCGACGAGCGUCUGCGGUUCGAGGGUCCCAUCGAGAUCCUGCGUCUCAACAACCUGAUGGUCAGCAAGAUCUGGACUCCGGAUACAUUUUUCCGAAACGGCAAACGCUCCAUCGCUCACAACAUGACGACUCCGAACAAGCUGUUCCGCAUCAUGCAGAACGGAACCAUCCUCUACACCAUGAGAUUAACCAUCAACGCCGAGUGUCCAAUGAGGCUCAUAAACUUCCCGAUGGACGGACACUCCUGUCCGCUGAAGUUCGGCAGCUACGCUUACCCCAUGAGCGAGAUCGUGUACACGUGGAAGAAAGGGCCCUUACUGUCUGUGGAAGUGCCGCAGGAGUCGUCCAGCCUGCUGCAGUACGACCUGAUCGGACAGACGGUGUCCAGCGAGAAGCUCAAGUCUGAUACGGGUGAAUACAUCGUCAUGACUGUUCACUUCCAUCUGCAGAGGAAAAUGGGUUUCUUCCUGAUUCAGACCUACAUCCCCUGCAUCAUGACUGUCAUCCUCGCUCAGGUUUCCUUCUGGAUCAACAAAGAGUCCGUUCCUGCCAGAACUGUCUUCGGUAUCACUACAGUGCUAACGAUGACGACUUUGAGUAUUAGCGCUCGACACUCGCUGCCUAAAGUCUCCUACGCCACCGCCAUGGACUGGUUCAUUGCCGUCUGCUUCGCCUUUGUCUUCUCCGCCCUCAUCGAAUUCGCUGCCGUGAACUACUUUUCCACUGUGCAGGCCAACCGAGAGCGUCGCCGUGCCAACGCCGCCCGAGCUGCCAUGGCAACGGCCUCCAAGAGCGACAGCAAAGACGUUACGUCUCUGGUGGAUCCCAGCAGUGUUCUGAAGAAAAGGCUGAACUCGGUGCCGCAGAAGGAGAACCCCAUGGUUCCUGCGAGCCCCGUGCCUGAUUUACAUCAGCAGGGUUCAGCCACGCCCACUAAUGCUAUGCUAACUGGCACUAGCAUCAUCGAUAAAUACUCACGCAUCCUGUUCCCUCUGUCCUUUGGCGCCUUUAACCUCGUUUACUGGAUCGUUUACCUCACCAAGGACCCCAUGGAACCAAGGGAGGAGUGAGCGCCGCAUACUCACCAGAGCAUCUCUCCAGAGACGGAG
Molecule: messenger RNA, 1371 nt
Organism: Neoarius graeffei (lesser salmon catfish)
Lineage: Eukaryota; Metazoa; Chordata; Actinopteri; Siluriformes; Ariidae
Gene: gabra6b
Product: gamma-aminobutyric acid type A receptor subunit alpha6b
Exons: 10
Coding region: 1-1332 (443 amino acids)
Biological process (GO): regulation of postsynaptic membrane potential; signal transduction; gamma-aminobutyric acid signaling pathway
Cellular component (GO): dendrite membrane; GABA-A receptor complex; neuron projection
Molecular function (GO): benzodiazepine receptor activity; GABA-A receptor activity; GABA-gated chloride ion channel activity
Source: RefSeq, a predicted model, not a curated record